Molecule: messenger RNA, 1467 nt
Organism: Salvia splendens (bonfire salvia)
Lineage: Eukaryota; Viridiplantae; Streptophyta; Magnoliopsida; Lamiales; Lamiaceae
Product: ent-kaurenoic acid oxidase 1
Exons: 8
Coding region: 1-1467 (488 amino acids)
Biological process (GO): multicellular organism development; brassinosteroid biosynthetic process; brassinosteroid homeostasis
Cellular component (GO): endoplasmic reticulum
Molecular function (GO): ent-kaurenoic acid monooxygenase activity; heme binding; iron ion binding
Source: RefSeq, a predicted model, not a curated record
AUGGGGGUGGGAUUGUUGGUGGGGUGUUUUCUAGGGUUUUUUAUAGUGAGAUGGGUGGCUAGAAAGAUAAAUUUCUGGUUAUAUGAAAGUAAAUUAGGUGCAACAAGAUAUGAACUUCCUCCUGGUGACUUGGGUUUGCCUCUCAUUGGUAACAUGUGGUCUUUCCUCAGAGCUUUCAAGUCCAACAAUCCCGAAUCCUUCGUCUCAGACCUUCUCCGCAGAUUCGGGCGCACGGGGAUGUACAAGGUGUACAUGUUUGGCCACCCUAGCAUCAUCGUGACAACCCCGGAAGCAUGCCGACGUGUACUAAAUGAUGAUGAUGGGUUCAAGCCCGGGUGGCCCGCCUCCACUGAGAAACUCAUGGGAAGGAAGUCAUUUGUGUCUAUCCCGGACCAAGAACACAAAUGGCUGCGCAAGUUGACGGCCGCCCCUGUCAACGGCUUUGAGGCACUCACCAUGUACAUGAAAUACAUCGAGGAGAAUGUCAUCGUAGCCUUGGAGAAAUGGGAGAACAUGGGACAGAUCGAACUCUUAACCGAGCUUAGAAGGCUCACUUUCAAGAUCAUCAUGCACAUUUUCUUGAGCUCGGAAGGCGAGCACGUGAGGGAGGUGUUGGAGAAGGAGUACACCGCUUUAAACUAUGGAGUCAGAGCCAUGGCCAUUAAUGUGCCCGGGUUUGCUUAUCAUAACGCGCUUAAGGCACGAAAGCGGCUUGUGGCUGUGCUGGGUGCUAUAGUGAGUAAGCGAAGGACGGAGAGAGAGGAGGAUCCAUUGCGGCCGAGGAGAGACAUGAUGGAUGCUCUGUUGGAUGCUGAAGAUGAGAAUGGUAGAAGACUGGAUGAUGAAGGGAUUGUUGAUAUUUUGAUUAUGUAUCUGAAUGCAGGGCAUGAAUCUUCAGGGCACACAACUAUGUGGGCUGCCCUUUUCUUACAGCAGAAUCCAGACAUGUUCAACAAGGCUAAGGCUGAGCAAGAGGAGAUUAUAAGAAAUAGGCCUUCUGAUCAGAAAGGUUUGACACUGAAAGAAAUUAGAAAAAUGGAUUAUGUCAAUAAGGUUAUUGAUGAAACGCUUCGCGUAGUUUCCUUCUCGUUGAUGGUCUUUAGAGAGGCAAAGAAAGAUGUCUCUGUUUGUGGCUACACCAUUCCGAAAGGGUGGAAGGUCUUGGUGUGGUUUAGGAGCGUUCACUACGACUCUGAGACAUGGCCCGACCCGAAGAGGUUCAAUCCUUCGAGAUGGGAUGACUUCAUUCCAAAAGCAGGAAAUUUCCUUCCAUUUGGAGGUGGAAGCAGAUUGUGCCCUGGGAAUGAUGUAGCCAAGCUUGAAGUUUCCAUCUUCCUCCACCAUUUCCUUCUCAACUACGAGUUCGAUCGAGCCAACCCUGAUAGUCCGGUGAUGUACCUGCCGCAUACAAGGCCUAAAGACAACUGUGUGGGAAUGAUUAAAAGAGUGACUAGUAAAACUGCAUAG